GUUGGCAGUUUCCAUGGUAACCCUAGAACACGUGGACAUCCGUUUAACCGUCCCCGCCGCUCGGGCGCCAUUUUGUUGUAGCUCAGCAUUUGCUCGGAGGAAGAGAGCGCCGAAUCCAGGAGCCUGCUGCCGGCUGCAUAUGGGGUGAUCCGGUGGAGGCCGCGGCUCCGGGGAGGUCUCCAUGGGUUGUCUGUUUUGCACAGGGUUACGCCUCUGCGUGCGCCAUCACCCGCCAUUAGUGACGUUCUUCCUGUGCCUGCUGACGCUCGCCGCCACCUUCCUGUGUUAUGGAGUCUACAUCCGCACGUAUCCGGUGCAAGACGCCGACUUCACUCAGGAUGUUGACACGGUCCUGCAGACGCUGACGGCCAGUAAGAUAUGUCCCCAGAAGAACGGGACUGCCCCGACGGUGCAAGCUUCGUCUGCGGAUCGUAGCGAUCUCGCCAGUGUGUCGGUCCUCGCCAGCGUUACGCUGUCUCCAUGGCAACCAUCAGUCAAUCACAGCGGCCUGCACAUACAUGCCACAGCAAGCCAGCUUGGGAUGACAGGUCCAGGCGCGGACUCCCCGCUGCUCAUCACGGUGACGUCCAGCUGGUGGUCAGCGCAGUGUAAUGACAGUGAUGCCGAGUGCUCGGGAAAGUUCUGUGUCACAGUCAGCGGUCUACCGGCCGUUCUGCCCCAGAGCUGGUCGUCCCUCCAGUGUAAUACAGCAAACGGCAGCGGACAGCAGCUACGUCCGGAACUGUAUGUGGUGGAGGUGGAGACUGACGACCCCCAAAAGUGUUAUAGUCUGCAGUAUAGAGGAGACCCUGAUCUGAAGGCUGUGAUAUCUCAGGAGGAUCGCGCCGUCUCCUCAGGACGCCUGCUGACUGCGGCGGUGUUUUGCCUCCUCGUUGCUCUUCUGCUCCUUGUGGUCAGCGGCUGCUGGACUCUUCCCAUCAAGGACAAGCGGACUCCUGGAGCGCUGUGACUGCGGACAUUGCAAUAAAACGUUUCUCACCCUGGA
This is a messenger RNA of Bufo gargarizans (Asiatic toad), 1006 nucleotides long. RefSeq lists its product as uncharacterized. The transcript is spliced from 6 exons. NCBI's taxonomy places the organism in Eukaryota, Metazoa, Chordata, Amphibia, Anura, Bufonidae. Bases 182 to 970 code for a protein of 262 amino acids. The record is from RefSeq and is a predicted model, not a curated record.